CUACACCGUAGGACACUUUUUGCACUCGGAAUGAAAGAAGUAACCUAUAAAUCACGCAAUCUGAAUAAUUACUUUAAUACAAUAAAAAAGCUCGGAUUAGAUAAAACAACAUAUAAAAAUGGCAGGAGGGAAGAAUGUUCAAGCUGGAUUUCAACCGGAUUCGGAUGUUCAUAUUACGUAUGAAGACCAACAGAAAAUAAAUAAAUUUGCAAGGCAAAAUGCUAAAUUGGAAGAUUAUAAGGAAGAACUAAAAGUUAAGCAGAAUGAAUUAAAAAAUCUGGAAGAUGCUGCGGACGAAUUAGCUCUUAUGGAUGAUGACGUGAAGAUACCAUAUUAUAUUGGAGAAGUGUUUGUUCAUCAGGGACUUGAUAAGACACAGAACCAUUUGGAGGAUGCUAAGGACAAGAAAAAAGCAGAGAUUGCCAGUCUGGAAAAUAAAUGCACAGACUUGAAGACUAUCAUGACCGAAUUGAAAACUCAAUUGUAUGCAAAAUUUGGUAGUCGUAUAAAUUUAGAAGCAGAAGAGGAUUAACCUUUUCAAUGUAUGAUGCAUUUAUGUUUAUUUAUUAAUAUCUGCAUUUUUUAUCAUUUGCCAAUACAAUCCCAUUUUUUAAAAUAUAAUUCAUAAACAAAACCA
Odontomachus brunneus is the source of this 637-nucleotide messenger RNA. It is a transcript of the gene Pfdn4, whose product is annotated as prefoldin subunit 4. Gene Ontology annotation, cellular component: prefoldin complex; cytoplasm. The record is from RefSeq and is a predicted model, not a curated record. The coding region runs from base 119 to 532 and encodes 137 amino acids. The transcript is spliced from 4 exons. NCBI's taxonomy places the organism in Eukaryota, Metazoa, Arthropoda, Insecta, Hymenoptera, Formicidae. Gene Ontology annotation, biological process: protein folding.